Molecule: messenger RNA, 3584 nt
Organism: Papilio polytes (common Mormon)
Lineage: Eukaryota; Metazoa; Arthropoda; Insecta; Lepidoptera; Papilionidae
Gene: bmm
Exons: 20
Biological process (GO): triglyceride catabolic process; lipid homeostasis
Cellular component (GO): lipid droplet; cytoplasm; membrane
Molecular function (GO): protein binding; triacylglycerol lipase activity
Source: RefSeq, a predicted model, not a curated record
CGUUUUCUAUGAAGUUUCGUGUAAAUAUUUCUCAUUCUCAAUUCCUAACAAUUUAAUAUAUUGUUUAUAUAUAUUUGAGCUUUAUCGACGACAGUCGUGUUCGUUUUAUUUAUUAGAAAUCGCAACAAGAAGAUUAUAGCGCUAUUCUUGUGAUUAAUAAUAUCUUAUCUUGAUUGCUUGCCGAUAAAUUAUUUGAUUGGCGACCUAUUUCGUUUUGUGCAUUGAUAGUAUUCGGCGAUACAUUUUGUAUGCGUGAAUAAUGAACUUGUCGUUCGCGGGUUGUGGUUUUCUUGGUAUAUACCAUGUUGGUGUUGCAGUGUGUUUUAAAAAAUAUGCCCCACAUUUAUUGUUAGGAAAAAUAUCCGGUGCCUCGUUUGGUGCUAUAUCCGCCUGUGCACUUCUUUGUGAUAUUCCUAUAGGUGAAAUAACUAGUGAUGUGCUAAGGAUAGUGGGUGAAGCGAGGGCUGGGUCUCUUGGUCCGUUUAGUCCGUCCUUCAACAUCCAGAAUGUGCUCCUGGCGAGCAUGCAGAGGCAUUUGCCUCCGGAUGUGCACAAGCUAGUUAGUGGCAGGCUACACAUCUCACUCACCAGGGUCUAUGAUGGCAAGAAUGUCAUCGUAUCAGAAUACCCUACUAGGGAGGACCUCUUGCAAGCGUUGCUGGCAUCGUGUUUCGUGCCAGUGUUCAGUGGGAUGCUACCGCCGAGGUUCCACGGUGUGCGAUACAUGGACGGUGGCUUCAGCGACAACCUGCCCGUGCUCGAUGAGAAUACCGUCACUGUCAGCCCCUUCUGUGGCGAGAGCGAUAUCUGCCCACGAGAUCUCAGCUCGCAGCUGUUCCACGUUAACCUUGCAAACACCAGUAUCGAGCUAUCGAAGCAGAACAUUAAUCGAUUCGCGCGUAUCCUAUUUCCGCCUAAGCCGGAGGUGUUGAGCAACAUGUGCAAGCAGGGCUUCGAUGAUGCACUUCGCUUUUUGCAUAGGAAUAACUUGAUCUCUUGCACCCGCUGCCUCGCUGUGCAGACCACGUUUCAAUUGCAAGAUGUACUCGACGAUAGCUUAGAAUACGACCCCGAGUGUGAAGAAUGUAAAACGCAUAGACAGGACGCGCUGGUGGACGACCUGCCGGACACGGUGAUGACGAUCUUCCAGAACGCGAUCGAGUCCGCGAACAGCGGGCUGGCCAGCUGGCUGCUGCGCCGCCGCGGCAUGCGCUGCAUCUCGCUCAUCACGCUGCCCUACAGGGUGCCCGUCGACAUCCUCUACGCCACCUUCACCAAAUUCGUAACCAGUACGCCGAAGAUGAGCAAAUCCUUGUGGAGAUUGAGCUGGAGCUUGCUGCGUCAGCUUCAUGCGUUCGUCUACUCCGCACAUGACCGCUCUGAUGCAGCCGCGAGGAUAUAUUACAAGCUCGCUCUAGAAGCUAAGAAGGACACAGAAGAUUACCGACUGGACAGAAGACGUGCCAGUGAAGUGAGGGUGAGUUACGGGGACGUGGUAGCAGAUUCCGACACUUUCGAGCACAUCCUCAACGUGACUGCACACAAUGACGCACUGCUUGCUUACUACUAUCUGGAUAGCGAUAACAAGAUGAAGAUGACGGAGAUCUACGACGUGACGGACGCGGACACGGAGGCGGUGCAGUCGCCGACGGAGCGCGACCUCAACAAGCAGCUAGAGUUCGACAACGACUGGUCCUCGGAUCUCAUCGCUAACGAAGACGAACUCGAUCUGGAUAACUUGGAUGACGAUCUUCUUGAUCGUAACAUCUUCUCUGACCCUGAGAGCGAGUGGACCGCACAGAGGUCGUACUCCAGCUCCGACGGCGACCAGCCGGAGUCUGAUAGAAGGAUCGAGAACUUCACAGCAUUUGAAGAUAACUGACUACUAGAGCACAUAGACUGCGAGCGGCUGGCAAAGACAGUCACGAAACGUGCGGUCAUUUUGACCAACUUCAUGCUGACCAACCUUAUGGAGGCGAUCAACCAGAUGUUGUCAGAUACCACGCUCCUUUCUACGCUGCACCUCGAGGGCCUGCCACUCAAAAUACCCUAUUUAAAUCCAUUUUGCGAGGCCGUGUUAUCCAAUAAUUCCCUCCAACACCUGUACUUGCCGCGGUGCCUGAUCGGCGACGCAGGCUGCUUGGCUGUGUGCAAGGCGGUGCGCUGUUUGCCCAACAUGCUCACAUUGGACCUAUCGGGAUGUGAUAUCACACCACAAGGCGCCAGUUACUUGGCCGAUUUGUUGAAAUAUCAGAAGAUCCACCGGUACAGCGAGAAUUGGGUACAGACUCUGCGGUACCGACUACCGCAGCUGGACACGAUGGCGGGGCUGCGCCGCCUCACGCUGUGCGGCAACACGCAGCUCACAGACCGGGGCUUCGCCACGCUCGCUGACGUGCUCGCCGAUGACUUGUGGAUCAAAGCGCUGGACGUCCAGAACUGUGGUCUGAGUGAGCAGAGUGGGCUAGUUGCGCUGCGCAUGCUGCAGUCCAACACGACGCUGGUGGUGCUGGACGUGCGCCACAAUGAGCAGCUUGGCGCCGACUGCGCCGCCAAACUGCGCGCUGCGCUGCGCAACAACGAGCGGAAUGCGGGGGACGGGGGGCAGUACUCGUGGUUAGCCAGUAAUUCCAGCGAUGGAAGAUCAAUUAAAUCAGUAGCAAAUAAGAAUGGCAUGGUGAAGGACCGUCCGAGGACCGAUGUGUCCAACGUACGGAAUAUUCCUAAUAAAUAUAAUAACAAAACAAAUACAGUGAAGAAAGAGAAAGAAUACUCGGAAAUUCUGGAAGAGCAGUUACAAGAGGAGAUCUCUCACCGGCAGCAGCUUGAAGAGCUGAACCUGCAGCUGGUCAGUCAGAUGAAACAGCUGAAGCAGCACCAGGUGCGCCUGUGGGCCAACGCAGCUAACUCCUCAGGGUCUGAGCAGUCGCUGGCGCCGAGCUCGGUGUCGGGCGAGCUGUCCAGCAGCUCAGGCUCGUCGCUGUCGGUGCCCAUCGAGCAGAGCACGCUCGCCUACAUACAGCAGGCCUUCAAGGAUAUAUACGCCUUCAUCAAGAACAACCAGUGCCAUGGGCAAUGCGUUCUCGAGACAUCUCAGAUAGCGGAGGUGGCGGAGGCGGAGGCGGAGGGCGAGCGGCCGCCGCUGCCGCCGCUACCACCCAAGAAGGCGCAGAGCUCGCACGCCAAGCUCACUGAAAGCGCCAGAGCCAAGAAGAUGACCAAGUCUGCGCACUUGCUGGGCGACUCGCACUUCCUCAGGGAAGGACUGGAUGCGGCCGUUUGUCCGAACAUGUUCGAGAGGCAGAUGGGAGACACGCGAGAAGUUUAUUCAGACGACAAGGACGCGCUAGAUGACAAUGUGGCGACGCAGAAGAAGGGGAAGAAGGAGCGCAGCGCAGGCAGCAGUGUGGUGAGUGUGGUGAGUGUGGUGAGCGACUCGUCGGACACGCUGGUGUGCUCGCCGCGCGGCCGCCACGCGCCCAACCCGCGCGACGCUCUCGCCUCCUCCGACAGCGACUGACUCUCGCCACACUAACACUUUUGUACCACACUUUUACCAAGAUUAAAAUGCCUUUUCAUACAAA